Monoraphidium neglectum is the source of this 651-nucleotide messenger RNA. Its product is annotated as R1 protein, alpha-glucan water dikinase. The record is from RefSeq and is a predicted model, not a curated record. NCBI's taxonomy places the organism in Eukaryota, Viridiplantae, Chlorophyta, Chlorophyceae, Sphaeropleales, Selenastraceae. The transcript has 5 exons. Bases 1 to 651 code for a protein of 216 amino acids.
AUGUUGCUAAACACUAGACGCAUCGCGGGGCACUGCGGCAGAUCGCCCGUGCCGAUAGGGCGUGCAGGGACCGCCCGCCAUGUAGCUCGCGCCCACAAGCGGCGCAGCGGCGUCGCCGCGUCUCCCACGCCCGCCCCGCGCUCCGCUGGCCUCGGCUACGCGGGCGGGCGGGCGGCGCCGCUGCCGCCACUGCGUGUCGCGCAGGCAGACCCCCAGGCAGCCGCCAGCGGCGCCGAGGCCGCGGGCCCCAAGGAGGUGCUCUCCAGCGUCUGGUAUGACGCCGGUGCCAUCCGCGUCACCGCGACGCGCGAUGACGCGGAGUACGUGGUCGAGGUGGCCGCUGACGUGGCGCGCCCGAUGGUGCUGCACUGGGCGCUGGACGACUGGGCGGCGCCGCCGGACGAGUUCCUGCCGCCGGGGACCAACAGGGUGGACGCCAAGGCGGUCCAGACGCCCUUUGUGGACGGCCGCACAGUAUCGCUCCGCUUCCCCGCCGACCGCGCCCCCGAGCGCGUCGUGUUCGUGCUCAAGGAGCUCUCCCCUGAGAACUGGAUCAACAACGGCAGCCAGUUCACGGCCCAGAUCAAGCCGCCGGACGCGGGGAAGCUGCUGGAGAAGGUCCUGAGCCUGGAGGGGGAGAACCCUGCAUGA